AUGAUCAACUCACUAAGGCGGGACUACAGGGACGGGAAAAUAACGCUGGAGUUGGUACAGGAUAUGAUCAAAGACCAGCCCAUCGUAAUACAAAGACUUAUCCUGCCAGAGCCACCUCCGACUACGCAACAAUGCCAGUCACAUGAACAACAGCAACUCAUCGACGAUGAAGAGCAGCUUGCUACACGGCUAAAGCUCCUCCAGAUACACAUGGAACGAGAACUCGACGAGGCGCUCAAUGAAGCCACAACAGCGCAACAUCAACACGAGUCGGCGUCGACAGAAACACGAGUGGAACCGGACGUGCCGCAGCUAGGGUCGGCAAUUCAACACGAACUCUCCAGGCCAAUGCAGACAAGACAGCUAAAUUCACCAGCAGAGAACCAAAUACAGCAGGAAACUGAUCUGCACAAGCGAACCUCAAAGCUGUGCAUAGCCAUGUUCGGCAUGCCUCCAACCUGGACUCCUCAGCCAUGGCAACAACAACAAAGCCUGCCAUCCAUAAUUCGUCUGCCAGGACACCAACUACAUAGGCAGCUGAACAACAUAGAGCAGCAACAACAAAACCGACCGAACGCAAGAUCAUCAAUAAUACAGCCAAUAAUACCUGCAAAUAUGGAUCAAAAACAUACAACACCGGCAGAGCCAAGGGGUAACAGCAAACACUUACCUGCACAGCCAAUUCUACCCCCUCGGUCACGGCAUAAGCAGGAAAACACCAUCGAGGAGCAGCAACUUAUAUCACCAGGGCAGGCCCAUCAAACAUGGCAGCAACAACAACAAAGCCUGCAACGGAGGCACCCUCCACCAAGACAACAGCAAGGGCAGCUGGGGAAUACACAGCAGCAGCAAAUCUGGUCGGAAACCAUAGCAAUGCAAAAUCGGCCGGGCCAGCACUGGGAGGCUGAGCGUGGAGCUCCACAACAAUCGCCUAAGAAUCAGACUGCAAAUCCUGAAAACAAUUGCAUUAAACGUACCUCAUUAUCCGUUACUAAUAGCAUAUGCACUUACUCACCUCCACAGCCAGCGCGAUCUCCACUGACACGGCGACAGCAACAAGUUACCCAACUGAGGACUACACAACAGCAAGAGAUCCAUCCAGCAGUAAAGCGGCGGAGGCAACUCGAACCUUUAGAGCCUUUGGUCCAGCCUGACCACUCGGCUGAGUGCACCGAGAAGCUGCAUCAAAGCCCACUAGCGACGAUGCACAUGCAGCGGGAACAGACCGGGGUCUUAUGCGCAAAUAUAGGUCGAUGGCCAAACUGUGCCUCCCUGCCAGGACUACAACGACAGGGGCAGCCGGAGGGCACACAGCAGCAGCAGCGGAUCUGGUCAGGAACCACAGCAUUGCACGGUCGACCGGGCCAGCUCCCGGAAAGCGAGCUUGUAACUCCACAAUUGCUAAUGAUUCAGUCUGAAAUAACUGAAAGCAAAUGCACAAAAUGUGCUACAAUAACAGUGCCUAAUAAAAAGUGCACUCACAUACCUGUACAGCCAAUCCGUUUCCCGCUGGCACGGCAACAGCGAGCUGACCAACCGGGAAUCAUACAGCAGCAGUUGACCCAUCCAGCAGCCAAGCGACGGAGGCAAUCAGAACCUGGAGACCUGUUUCCGAUUAAGCUUGACCACGGAACUGAAGGCCUCAUGCGCAAGCACACGCCGACAGCGGCAGCCGAGGAGCACACGGCAGCAGCAACGAAUCCGGCCAGAAACCACAACGAUGCACAAGCGGCCAGACCAGCCCAGCGACGCUGA
This is a messenger RNA of Drosophila virilis, 1755 nucleotides long. RefSeq names its product transcription factor SPT20 homolog. Lineage: Eukaryota; Metazoa; Arthropoda; Insecta; Diptera; Drosophilidae. The record is from RefSeq and is a predicted model, not a curated record.